Macrosteles quadrilineatus (aster leafhopper) is the source of this 1000-nucleotide messenger RNA. RefSeq names its product cytochrome b-c1 complex subunit Rieske, mitochondrial (gene RFeSP). The transcript has 5 exons. The coding region runs from base 92 to 913 and encodes 273 amino acids. Lineage: Eukaryota; Metazoa; Arthropoda; Insecta; Hemiptera; Cicadellidae. Gene Ontology annotation, molecular function: 2 iron, 2 sulfur cluster binding; quinol-cytochrome-c reductase activity. The record is from RefSeq and is a predicted model, not a curated record. Gene Ontology annotation, cellular component: membrane. Gene Ontology annotation, biological process: mitochondrial electron transport, ubiquinol to cytochrome c.
GUUAGUCUGAGUCAGCUGUAACGUAACGUAACUCUAAAGUGGUGUCAAAGGGUCGAGUGAGAGCAAUUUUUGGUCGGUUAAAAUUUUCACAAUGAUUAACGUAGUUUCGAAGUCGGCAAAUUUGUCCCCUUAUCUAAAAGUAUCCAGCCAGGCUGUUGCAUCCAGUGCAAAACCUCUUGUGAAACCAACUAAACUGUCUUCUGCUAAACCUGUUUAUCCUACCCAUCCAGUUGCUCUAACCAACUAUGCCCUCACAAAAUUGUUACCUUCAAAUGACAUUAGAGUCAAAAAUGGCCCAACAGUGACCACACAAGUGAGGUUUGCUCACACUGACAUCCAGGUGCCCGACUUUACUUUCUACAGAAGGAGCGCCACCAAAGACCCUAAGUCCAAGAGGCUUGAAAAUGAUGACUCACGAAAAGCUUUUACCUACCUCAUUGUCGGAGGUGGUGCGGUCACAACAGCCUAUGCCGCCAAGUCUGUCGUCAGGCAGUUGGUGUCCACCAUGAGCGCUAGUGCCGAUGUUCUGGCUCUGGCCAAGAUUGAAGUUAAGCUUGGCAGUAUCCCUGAGGGAAAGAGUGUUACAUUUAAAUGGCGAGGAAAACCACUCUUUAUUAGGCACAGGACGCCUCAGGAGAUAUCAGUAGAGCGAGGUGUUCCGAUGAAUGAGCUACGUGACCCUCAGCACGACAACGAGCGAGUGCAGAAGCCUGAGUGGUUGGUUUUGAUUGGAGUAUGUACCCACCUCGGGUGUGUGCCUAUUGCCAAUGCGGGUGACUUUGGAGGGUACUACUGCCCAUGCCAUGGCUCCCACUACGAUGCAUCUGGAAGGAUCCGCAAGGGCCCAGCUCCCCUCAAUCUAGAGAUCCCUCCCUAUGAGUUCCAAACUGAGGAACUGUUAGUUGUUGGCUAAACUUGUAUUGUUUCAAUAAGAAAUAAACCAUUUAGUCAGACCAUUGUUACUUUACUCUAGAUAAAAUAAAUUUCUGUUUUAAUCAAA